AUGUGGUUCAUGAACAUUUUGAUGCUUCUCUUUUUCUGCUUUGAAUCCUCAACUGGCAAUGUCACAGUGCAAUUUAACUCCAGGAAUUUCAAUAACAUACUCCACUGGGAUCCUGCAAAGAGUGAUUUUCCAGGGCAAAGGUUACUCUAUAGUGUCAAGUACAGGAGUGAUGAUAGUGAUCAGUCAUACAAGAUAAAAGACGAGUGUCAGAAUAUCACCGUCCUGUACUGUGACCUGACGGCAGAAACGCCCUUUGUUUAUGAUGUUUCUUACCAUGCUAAGGUGUUGGUUAAUGGUAGAACUCACGGUUCCACCGAGACAAGGUUUAAACCUUCAGAACACACUAUUUUGGGUCCGCCCAUCUUGUCUACAUCCACAACAGAGUCGUCUCUGUUUGUUAAUGCCACCUUGCCUGUGGGACCAAAUGGAGUCUCCAUUGCAGACAUCAUUAACGGCAGAAAAGUGCCAUCCAAGACUAUAUUUAUCUAUACCUUGAAUUUAAACUAUCCAGAUUGGGCUGCAAUGCAUGUUGAAAGCCACACUGGCCAGUUCAUCAUCGACUUAAAGAAGAAGUCUAAAUACUGCGGCACGGUUAUCUACAAACCAUCUUCUGAUUGGGGUCGCCCGAGCAGUGAGAGUGCCUCCUUCUGUGUAACACUGCCAGAAAAUCCGUGGAUGCUUCUGCGAUGGCUUCUCUUGAUUGCGGCUGGUGUGGUUGCCUUAGUCAUAGUAUCAGCUGUGUGUACGUGCAAAUAUGUGAAAGGUGGAAAGUCAAAGAGCAUGACACAAGCACUGGAGGCAACCACUUCUGGAACCCCUAAGAUACUGCAGGAUCCAGAUAAAAAUCUCAUAAUUUCUCAAGUCGAGGUAUGCCCUCACAUGGAUGAAAUAGUUUAUACCAAAAUCCAGAUGAAUAAAAAUGGGUCUUCAGUUAGGAAUGGAGGCUAUUCCCCCCAGGACAUCCCUUUCCCUCCCUGGCAAGACCACACUGGCUCCUCUGUGGACACAAGAACACGCAGAACUCCAAAUUCUGAGGACACAAGUGCCCAGUCCUCUGACAUCUACAGUUCUGUGGCUGUUCUACCUAAAGAGAAUGAUGACAUUCAGCAGGCUGUCACUGAACGUGGAGAAGUCGUGCACCACAUGAUCACACGCGAUGCACGACCAUUACCUGAUGCUGAUUCUUGUGACACCAACCCAGAUGGGAAGCUGCUGCUGCACACAGUGCGGGAUAUCAAUGGACAACUCAUGUUGCCUUUCCUCAAUUUUCAGUCACAGAGCAGCAAUAGUGAUGCAAUAUGCCUAUCAAACCAAGAGAGAAAACCUCUCCUAUCAGACCUCAUACCCUCUAUGGAUGAGUCAUCGUUAGCUUCCUUGCUCAGCUUAAAUAGCUCAGAGUGGUCCGAUUCUGGAUGUGAUGAUAGCUCUUCAACGACACCGACCCACUCAUACUGCAACACCCAUUUUUCUCCAUCUCAACCACUUAUUCCAGAUUCUGACAAGGAAUGUGAGACUACACUAUCGAGUGAUGUCUCAUUUGAAUCAGGAUACAAGCAAAACUGGAUGCCUGAAUUAUGUAGUGGACCUUCUAUUAUAGACAGUUGCAGAAGGACAAACUACAUGUGGACCUGCAAUGGCUCCAAAAUGGAAGAUGAUGACAAUGAGGAAGUUGAAGACCAGGGAGAAGUAGAGAAAUCAAGACCAAUUUUCCUGGGAAGUUGGACAAUAAGAAUUCAAGAAUAA
This is a messenger RNA of Pelmatolapia mariae (spotted tilapia), 1743 nucleotides long. It is a transcript of the gene ifnlr1, whose product is annotated as interferon lambda receptor 1. Gene Ontology annotation, molecular function: protein binding; cytokine receptor activity. The transcript has 7 exons. Lineage: Eukaryota; Metazoa; Chordata; Actinopteri; Cichliformes; Cichlidae. Gene Ontology annotation, cellular component: plasma membrane. The record is from RefSeq and is a predicted model, not a curated record. Bases 1 to 1743 code for a protein of 580 amino acids. Gene Ontology annotation, biological process: cytokine-mediated signaling pathway.